AGGAGUAUGAAUUUAAUUUAGAGAAAUAGGUGAGCGGGUAAAAAAUGGCGCAAUGUUAGAUAUUGUUGAUGCAUCAUCAAUCCUUCUUCGUUUUGAAAUGGAAAAUGUAUCGGUUGGUAAUCGUUGGAAAAUUCUUUUACCAAUUAUUAAACCACAUUUACAUGAUCAUAUAUUAGCUUUUAAUGAUGCACAUAUUCGUAUGAUUGUUGAAGGUUGCAAUGAUAUUGCAACAAGGAUGGAACAUUGCAACAGUGUUGCAAGUUUUAUCAAUAACAAUAGCGGUGAUAACAAUGAACGAACUCAAAGUUUAGGAAAACCAAUCUGUGAUGCGAUAACUUCUUAUUACAGUGGUGAUUAUCAUAAAGUUGUUCAGACAUUAGCGCCCAUACGACACAAUGUAUACAACAUAGGUGGCAGUAAUGCACAACGUGAUGUAUUCACACAAUUACUUAUUCAUAGUGCCAUGUCGUCAACAGAAGUAGAUGAUCAUAAGCUUGGAAAAUUAAUAUUGGAAGAACGAAAUGUAAUAAAGAAGAAUUCAACGUUGAGUCAAAGAUUAUUAAACAAAUAUAAUCAAUUAAAAGGCAUUUAA
Molecule: messenger RNA, 592 nt
Organism: Loa loa (African eye worm)
Lineage: Eukaryota; Metazoa; Nematoda; Chromadorea; Rhabditida; Onchocercidae
Exons: 5
Coding region: 53-592 (179 amino acids)
Source: RefSeq, a predicted model, not a curated record